AUGGAUCAUAGAAAACAAGUUAGAAGUUGGUUUCUUUCAUUACCACCAGAAGAUCUUUGUUUUGUUUUGACAGAUUUCAAUAAGGAGGAAUGUGAUAAACUGAGGGCGAUGUACUUGAAAUGUAAGAAUCAAGGUCAUGGAUUCUUCCUACCGAUGGACGAUGACUUUGGACCAAACAUCCCUGGACUAUCGUUCAUCGACCAACAACUCAAGAAGCACAUCAAACCCGAUCUCUCCAACCCACUACGCAAUCUACAAUUCAAAACGAGAUCAUCACUGGAGUCAUCACUCGGUUUAUUCUUCUUUCCAAAGAUAGUAGGUGAUGCCGAACAAAAAAUCAUUGAUUUGGUUAGAUUGUGUGAUACCACUAGUUAUCUUGAUACAUUCACGGUGGAGUCGAAUGGCAUUACCAAUAGCGAGUUGUUGGAGUUGUUGACGACACUGACGCAGGGUGGAUUCCUCUCGGUGUUCUGUCCGAUGGUCUACGAGAGUGCAGUCAAGGAGUAUCGUUGCGCCACUCCCAAUUGGUUCAUAUCGAAAGGUUACUUCACUCUAGGUGAAUAUAUAUCUGCACUUUUCGAGAAGCUGAUAUGGACGAGCUAUUGUAAGCAAUUUGGUAUCGAGCCAUCGACAAACAACAGCAAUAACAAUAAUAGUAAUUGUAUAAUGUCGACAUUAUCUAAUGCAACAUCAACAACAGCUACAACUACAACUACAUCAACAUCUUCAGCAACAUCAUCAACAACAACAACAAUACCACCAAUUGAUAAUAGUAAUAUUAGUAUUAGUAUACUGAGGAAGAAAGACAAGACAAUUGCAAUGGAUAGUAGAAAACGUAGAUUAAAGAACUUUUGGAAUGGUUUGUCACGUGUGGAACGUGAGCGAUACGCUGCCAGCAAGCUAAACAACAGUUUAAACUCUAUAUUUCAAACACUACGUCAUGAAUCGAAUGAACAUGAAGUUGACUACCUCGAACAACUAGAUAUCCUAUUAAACAUAUUAAAAGAUACUUUAAUUGCGUCAAUUGAAAUUGAUAAUAUUUCAUUAUUAAAUAAUAACAAUAAUACUAGUUCUAAUAGUAAUAACAAUAAUAAUAAUAAUACUAGUGCUAAUAACAACAAUAAUAAUACAAAUAACAACAAUAACAAUAACAACACUAAUAAUAAUAAUAGUAGCAGUAGUAAUAGUGGUAAUAAACAAUUAAGUAAAUCAACAAAUACAACAAAGAAAUCAAGUGGAAGUAGUUUAAAGCUUGGAAGUAGUAGUGGUUCGACUUCUAAUACAUCUAAUAAUAGUAAUAGUGGUAGUGGUAGCAAUAACAACAACAAUAAUAAUAAUGCAGAUCAACAUGAAACAAGAUCAAUGUCAUCGGUAUAUGAUGAUAUGUCAUCGAUAAAGACAAUCUUUGAAGAAGCACUGACACAGAAUCCUAUACAAUUUAUAGAGUUUCUUUGUUUUUCACCACUGGAAAGAGCAGGUUCAGCAAUAGAUAUUCUAGUAAGAGAGAUUGGUGCACAACUUCAAAACUAUUAUAUCGAUAAGGAAGCUAUGGAUCUGAUUAGUAGUGAGGAGCGUUUGAAAAAGAAAAAGUCAUCGGUUUCAUCGAGUGGACAACUUACACCGACAAAGAAAAAGAAGAAGAAAUCCGUAAAAGACAGUGGUAGUGGUAGUAGAGAUGAUACUUCGACAUCUGGUGGUGGUGGCGGCAGAAGUGGUGGUGGAUCCGGCAGAAAGAAACGCAAGAAGAAAUCAGAUUACAUUAAUGCCAAUAGAGAACGUACUAUGAAACAUCAUAUUCAUGUCAAUUCCGCCACUACCGAGGAUAAUGCAUCGUCAAACUCUGACACUGAGAAAGAGACUAUCCAGACGAGACCACGUAGACAUUCACUGCCGAUGGAGGUGGAGUCUGUCAAAGGUGUUGGUGUUGCAAUUGACUCGACCACCGAAGACGAAGAUGGAAUGCUAUGGCUUGGUUCCGAAGGUGAUAUAGACGAUCACCCAAUGAAUCAUUCUCGCUAUUCAACUCGUUCCAUCAUCGGCAAUGCCGGCUCGCCAAGUGGAAGUACAAGUAGUAGUAGUAGCAGUAGUGGUAAUAAUAACAAUAACAACAAUAAUAACAAUAGUGGUAAUAACAAUAACAAUAACAACACAACCACCAAUAAUAAUAACAACUCUACUCGUGUUAGUGGAGAAUGGGAGGAUCUACCAUUAAUGGCAGUAUCUCCAAUAUCAAUGUGCCAUCUUCACCUAAACAGACCAACUAAAACAUCGAUGCUCUUAAAGUCUUCUUCUGCCUCUGAUGUCAGAUCAACACCUCAAUCACCAAAGAAAUUAAACAUCUUGACAAGCUACAGCAACAAUAAUAAUACCACUACAUCAACUAGCUCAACCACUUCCACUACAUCAACAACAACAACAACAACAAACACUUCAUCAAAUCAACAACAACAACAACAACAACAACAAUGUACAUAUAAACAACCUAAACCAACUAGAUCAUAUAUUCAACAAAACGGUUCAUCAAAUGUAAUGUUCCCACAAAGAUCAUCUUCUGCAGGUCAACCAACUACCACAUCAACACCAUUGUUAUCGGUCAAGUUAUCUCAGCCAACAACAACUCCAACUUCAACACCAACCACAACAUCAACAACAAUAGUAACAGGAACACUACCACCAAAGGCAGCGACUUCAACAACAACAACAUCAUCAUCAUCUAGUCAAUCAACUCCAACAUCAACAACACCAAAACCAUCACCUCCUCCCAUUCUACUACCUUCCAAUCAAUUACAACCGAGUCAAUAUAGCAAUCAACAUCCACCACAUCAUCCACAUCAUUUCCAUCAGGCCAAUGAAUGGAGACCAACCAGCACAACCACCUCUAACAAUAACAAUAACAACAACAACUCUGUUUCCUCCAAUCCAAUCAAACUGAAACCUAAUCCUUAUCUCCAAGAUGCCAAGCAACAGAAUGCAUGGAACGAACCAAUCAUCGAUGAAAUAAUGCAAAAGGAAGAAAAGGAAAAAGAAAAAGCAGAACGAGUUCAGGAAACACCAAAUUCACAACAGCAAAACCAAGCAACCCAACAGCAACAACAGCAACAACAACCACAUCAACAAACCGAACAACAACUUCAGGUGGUAGACCGCUACAAGGAAUGGAGACACAACAAACUGUUCAAUUGGAUUCAAAUGUCCAAACAGAACCAACAACAACUCCCGGUGCAUUGGCAACCGUGGGACGAUCCACCACUUCCAUACCCACACCCGCUCUUCUCGAUUCGUCUGCACCAAGAGAUACUUGACUUUGUCUCUGAUGUAGGUGAGCGUACCUAUCCACACGUUCAAAACUGUCAUCAAGUGAUAGAGAUGAUUCGUACUGUCGUCAAGAGACUCUGGCCCAAUGCAGAGUUGGAAAUCUACGGUUCUUUCUACACAGGGCUGUGGCUGCCGUCGAGUGAUGUCGACAUCGUAGUAAACUACGGUAAGAACAUGUCGAUCCGUUCAAAGAAUGCACAGUUCCUGUUGGAGGUCUUGGAGAAACAGAUUCGACACGAUCUCAAUAACUUUAUUCUCACUAUGAUGUGUAUUCCAUCCGCCAGAAUUCCCGUGAUUAAACUUGUAACCAAAAACAAUAUUGCCGUUGACAUUUCCUUUAGAGAGUCACCCACUUCCCCUCACACUGGAAUUGCAGCACGCAAUUUAGUAUCGGAGAACGUAGAAACAUUGGUAGGUCUGUACCCACUGGCAAUCGUAUUGAAAUGGUUCCUCAGAGAGCGAGGAUUGAAUAACACCUAUAGCGGUGGUUUAAGUUCCUAUUGUCUUGUACUCAUGUUGAUUAGUUUCCUAAAGAACAAUGAACAUUGUCCAAAGAAAAUACAACAACAACAACAGCAACAACAACAACAACAACAAGAAGCAGUGGUAUCAUCAACAACAACAACAACGACAACAUCAAUAUCAACAACAAAACAAAUGAAUGGAAAUCAUUCAAAUAUAAAUAAUAAUAAUAAUAAUAACAAUAACAAUAGCAAUAAUAAUAAUAAUCAACCAACAUUGUUUGCUAAACCAUGUAAAUGUGAUUACACUGAUCAUGUCUCUGGACUAAAUAUUGGCUGUGCUCUGAUGAGAUUCUUGGAGUACUACGGUGUCAAUUUCAACUAUCAAAAGACAGGUAUCUCAAUUGAAGAAUCAAAGUAUACAUUCCCAUUAGAUGAUCUAUUGACAACUACGGACAGCACCAAUAGCAGCAACAACCAAGAAAAGAUAACAAGAGACUUUUCCACCUAUCUCUAUGUGAGUGAUCCAUUUGCACCAGGUAAAAAUGUAGCUGCCGGUUCAUUCAAUUUCGGUCGUGUCAAAGCUGCUUUUCAAUAUGCAUUCGUCACCCUUAGCAACGCGUCGAUGAACGAAUCAUCCGGCGAAAAAGAUGCUAUUCUUUCAAAGAUUAUGAUGCCAGACAAACAAUAUUGA
This is a messenger RNA of Heterostelium album PN500, 4470 nucleotides long. RefSeq lists its product as uncharacterized. Gene Ontology annotation, biological process: RNA 3'-end processing. The record is from RefSeq and is a predicted model, not a curated record. Gene Ontology annotation, cellular component: nucleolus; TRAMP complex. The coding region runs from base 1 to 4470 and encodes 1489 amino acids. The transcript is spliced from 4 exons. NCBI's taxonomy places the organism in Eukaryota, Evosea, Eumycetozoa, Acytosteliales, Acytosteliaceae. Gene Ontology annotation, molecular function: poly(A) RNA polymerase activity; mRNA binding.